Pogonomyrmex barbatus (red harvester ant) is the source of this 6029-nucleotide messenger RNA. RefSeq lists its product as uncharacterized. Gene Ontology annotation, cellular component: nucleus. Lineage: Eukaryota; Metazoa; Arthropoda; Insecta; Hymenoptera; Formicidae. Gene Ontology annotation, molecular function: zinc ion binding. The record is from RefSeq and is a predicted model, not a curated record.
AUAUCAGAAGGUGUAUAUGAAAUAAAAGCUGACCAAACAUAUGAUAUAAUAUUUAAUAAUCCUAUCUCGAUCUUUCUUAUAAGCAAAAUUUUUUCGAUAUAAAGUCGAAGAACAAAAACUAAACCGUUUGAUUGAUUUAUGGCGCCGAAUACCUUUUUUUAUUCAAUAAGUACAGAAAAUAGGCUUUCGCCAUUUUCUCCUAUCUAUGUCAAUUAUUGUGUAGUUCUUAAAUCCUUGAUUUCGAUCAAAUUUUGAUUAACAUGGAUAUUAAUAUUAAUUUAUCUUGUUUGACAUAAAAAAUAAAAUCAGAGUCAACAUUAAAAUCAGAUAUGAUAGGUAGGUUAGAAACAUACCAAUUAAGUUAGUCGUAUAAUACAUACAUACAUACAUACAACAUCGACAUAUUAAAUAUAUGUCGCAUCGAAGGCAUCGAGAACUCAGAUCCAUGGGUUCGUCACUUCUAUAGCCAUGUAUGUACAUACAUACCAUGGAGACAUCAUGCGACACGUUCAAACGUUUCUAAUGCUCUCCGAACUGUGAGUGUGAACGUAAGUCUCCGAGUUGAACUAAUUUGUCGUUGCAAGUAUCUGGUCGCGCCAUCUUAACGCGUCAUCAAUAAGCUGGACGCACGGAAACGGGUCUUGCGCCUUCCGACUUCGGAGCUUCGGCACCAACUUCCAACGUUCCAACCAAUCUUCCGUUGGCCGCAAACAAAACGCUGCGUCUUUAACCUGAGAGGGUCUUCGAGGAGGUACAUACGUGGCGUCGGCGAGCAUCGGCGACAGCGUCCUGGCGGUGGUAGUGUCGUCCUAGUGCCGAAUAGCGUAGUUCACGAUGGACGAGGACGUGGUGGAGAUCGGAAACGUGGAGAGCGUGUGUAGACUAUGUCUCUCCACGGAUGGGCCCAGAUCGUCGGUGUUUGCGGCGCAGGGCGAGGAGAAGGAAGACUCGUCCGGCAUAUCACUGGUCGCUAAAAUUCAAGCCUGCCUGUCAAUCCAAAUUUCAACAUCCGAUAAAAUAUCUACAUUGAUAUGUGACAAUUGUAUAAAAAGUGUUAACCAGUGGCAUAUUUAUAAGGAGUCAUGUCUGCGCUCUCAGGAUAAACUACAAGAAUGGCUAGCAAGUCAAUCACAAUCAAAUCCUAUGGUCAUAACGAUCAAGGAUGAACCAAUGGAUUUUGAUUAUGAAGAUAAGGUUGAGAUUAUUUCAGAGACCAAUGAUUUGGAACAAUCACAAUCAUCAAUUCAAACAGUGGAAAAUGAGGAAUCCAAUGAGAAAGUGAAAGAAGUAACAGAUAACAAUGCAACAGAUACAAGUAAAGAGUCUGAACCGAUUCCAGAAUUGGAAACUCCGAUGGAAACUCCGGUGAAAACUCCGGUGGAAAUUUCGAUGGAGGCUGUCAAGGAAGGUCAAACGGACCAACAGAAUGUUGUAAUAUUACGUUCCAUUAAAAGAGAACCACAGGAUGAUGAUGAUACCGAUUGUACAAUAGAACUAGAAUCUACGAAUAGCAACGAAUUGCUAUUGAAUCCUAUGGCAGUCAACGAGACGGAGGAUACAGUUAUGGAGGCCGAUUCCACGCAAAAGUCUAACACGGUUGCUGCACCACCCAAAAAGAAACUGCGACGCGGUCCUCAUACACAUUUCCGAGGCACGCGCGUCUUUAAACAAAAGUGUACACACUGCCAAAUAUUCCUGCACUCCAAAUAUACAUACAUAAAACAUAUGAAGAGGUUUCACAGUAAGGAAAAUGGCACUGAAAAUUUGGAGACACAAAACGACGACGAGGAGAUGAUCGAGGAUUUGGAAGAUGAACUGGUUAGUAUGGAGAAGGAUUCGCCAUUGACGCAAGUUCAACAAGAUAUUAUUAGCCAGCUGAAAACUUUCUCUUGCUAUUCUUGUGAACAAACCUUUAACGAUCGGCGUAGCACGCUCGCACAUAUACGUCAACAUCUACCGGACUUGAGACCAUACACAUGUAUCGCCUGCCUAACAGAAUUUUCAGAUCGAUCAAUGUAUCAGCUACAUUGUAGCGCAUCCUUCGAAUGUGCUAUGAAGAUUGCUUUGGUUAUACCGAAGCAUGGCGACGAACGGUACUUUACAUGCAAUAUGUGUCUGCGCUCGAUGCAAGAUAGGAAGGAGCUACUGAAACAUUUGUCGAAACAUUCCGACAAGCAGUACGAAGAAAUGAUGUCGCCAGCGCCCAGAGCUCCGCCCAAAUUGAAACCAAUGGUACCGCCGAUGGUGCCAUCCAGAAAUAGUGGUAUGAGUGAUAAGACCAAUGGACCUUAUAAAAACGGCGAUCCGGCGCACAAUCAUGCUUGCGAUCUGUGCGGCAUGAUUUACCGGUACCGACCUAAUAUGCUCAAACACAAAGAGAUGUGUAUGCGACUGAAGCCGGAAAACAGAACGUUAUACAAGUGCGUGUAUUGUUACAUGACGUUCCUCGUGUUUAAGAAGUUUCAUUGUCACAUUACAGCUGAUCACAAAAAGAAGGAUUUCACCUGCGCUGUAUGCUAUUCCGAAUUCCGAUCGCCUAGCGAUUUCUUAACCCAUCACGAGACCCAUCGAGAAAUGAUGCAAGAUAAUCAGCAAAUGCAGCAUCAUGACACAUCGCAAGACAUGGUUCAAAUUCCACUGAAAGAACGGAACGCUACAAAGGAAAUAGCUAAAUCAAAAAUCAGUAAUAAUCAGAAGUACAGCUGCCCACUCUGUACUCAAGUUUUUUCCACGAGAGUCGAACUAAAUGAACAUCAAAGUCUUCACCUCAAAGUAAAGAUAUACUCAUGCGCCAUUUGCCGUAGCAUGUUCAGUAGUGCUGGCGCCUUAGAAAUUCACAUGAAGGAUCACGGUAUCGAGGACCCGAACGAGCGAAAUGCUAAUAUCUCCUGCGUGGAAUAUGGCAACUUGGAUAAAGACAUGAGAAUCGAAGAAGAAUCAAUGAACGACAGUGCCAUUUCAGAUCCUGGUACACAAGUUCACAAGUGUGGCAAGUGUGGUAAGAUAUUAUCUAAUUACGCUAAUCUCCGACGACAUGCUAAAAUCGCGCACCGAAACAUUAAAAUCUACGAUUGUGUCGAGUGUUCGCGACUGUUCAUGCAUAAAGACCUGUACAAUCAUCAUAUGCAGAUCAAGCAUAACUCUACAAAAACAAUGCUACAAUGCCCGCAAUGCCCCAAGAGUUUUGUUUUCCAAUCAAACUUCUCUUAUCACUUCCGUACUGUCCACGUUGAAAAAUCGCAGAACGGUUACGCCUGCGAUAUCUGUGGCAAAGUCUUCGUUGAAGAAACUUCCUUGAAGAUACACAAAGGUUGGCACAAUCGCGCCAAUUCACGUUUAAGCACUCGAUUUAUCUUAGGCAAUCAGAAGGCGUCCACUGACGCGCAGAAGGAAUCGAGCAAUAUCGAGUCCGGUGAGAAUUCAGAACGGCCACCGAGAGCACGAAAAUCCUUCCCCAAUCCCCCGCCUCAAUCAACCACCAAGUCACCAGGAAAUUUCCAAUGUCAAGUAUGCAAUGAUAACUUUAACGACGUUACGGAGCUAAGAACUCAUUUAUGGGACGUUCAUUGCGCUCGCAACAAACCUGAAAAGAAUUAUUCUACUAAUGAACUUCAAUGCGAACUUUGCACAAACAUUUUCCCCGAUCAGGAAACCCUGGCGUCUCAUAUGCAAUGGCACAAAGCUAAUCCUAUUCUCAGCGAUAUACAAAAAGUGUUCUCCUGCGAUGUAUGCGGCAAGUCUUACAGUUCGAAGAAGGUCCUAUGGAAACACAAGAAGCUUCACAAAGCUACUGUUGUUGCCUCGAUCAAAUUUCAAUCCUUAGCUAGGAAACCAAUGGCUACACAAUACCUGUGCAACUUCUGCCGCAAAGUUUUCUCGAGCAACCAGUCUCUGCAACGACACAAACUCACGUUCCAUAGUGAUUUGAAUCAACAACGCACGCAACCACAGCUGUAUAAUAGCACUCGAAGAUUAUCAAUUGAAAACGAAACAAAGGCAAAGCGCCCGAAACUUGAGAUAGAAAAUGAUAAUUCGCAGAUUAAGGUGGCACCUUUCUCCAUGGACUUUGCCGGUGAGAAAAAGAAACCGGUCAAGUGUCAUCUAUGCAAAAAAAUGUUUCCUGGCAUGAGCGCAUUGUACAUACACAAGCAAAUGACUCACAAAACCCGUGCGAGGAAAAGCUUGACGCUCGAGUGUAUACCGCUGCCAACGGACGAUGGCAAUUAUUUAUGCAAUAUCUGCUUUAAGGAGUUUCCUGGCCUGUCAAAUCUGCGACAGCAUUUCACAAUCAAGCAUAAGAAAACAGCCGAAGUCGGCAAUUCGUCGAGCAAUAACAGAUUAUCACAACUCUCAACACCCGAACGAUCAAGGGAUUACGAAUUGGCCUACAAUAAUAUAAUGUAUAGCUGCAAGCUGUGUAAGCAGUGCCACGUCUUCAACAAAGACUCCAUUAUGAAACAUAUCACCAACGUGCAUAACGCAGUGUAUGAGGCCGACAGUAAAAUGUUCCACAGAGAGGUCGAUCUGAGCGCUUACGUGGUGAAGGAUGCGAUAGGAGCUACCUGUCCGCAAUGCGAUGUCAAAUAUCCCAACAACAGGGCUCUGAAGAUACAUUAUAUUAAAUUCCAUGAGAAUUAAAAUUGCUGUUAACAUCUAGACGUUGCUCUAGACAUGAGGAAAGGUUUUUUUCAUUUUAUAAUUAUCAAGAUCAGGUUUCAGAUCAUGAUUCUCUUCGCACACACAUGUAAUGAUGCUUGUGCGAUACGUUCCUGAGAUAUCAUUUAACGCUAAUUUUAAUAUUAUGAUUUAUUUGCCCGAUAUCGUUUUGCAAUACGAUUCCUAUCCUUGCGAAUCUUUAUAAUUGACAUGUAAACUCAACGUAUUUACAACUAUUACUUUGAUAAUUUCGUGAGAUUAAGUGAAACAAUAGGAGUUCCAAUAUUAUUCUUACAGGAUUUUAAUUACAUCUCAGUUACACAUAUUUUAAAUAUCCUAAUUGUUUGAUUUUUGAGGAACAAUUGAAAUAUUUAAGAUACGCAGUGGGAUGCAAAUGGAUUAUCUUGUGUAUAUUGUUACGAUGAUAGAGCUUUUAUUUACACAUGCAGACAUUUCCACGGGUCACAGUUUAUCGUAAAUGAUUUGUUUCGUACAGUGACUAUGUAAUUGCGACCAAUGAGGUGUGUAAAUAUCGAAGCAGUAAAGUAAACUAUAUGUAUGGUGACUUUAUGAAAUAGCAGCUUCUCAGUGCAGUUAUGUUAAAUUAGUCGCUGCAGUCAGAUGUAUGGUCAAUUUUUCAACGAGAUUAAAUCUCUGUGAUUUCAAGUGAUUUGAUAAUCUAAUUAUUUUUACGUGAUGUGCAUUCAGCUAACUUUUUUGGUACAAUAAUAACGACAGUGAUUAAAGUUUUUACAAAUAAAAUUUUACGUAUAAUAAAUUACGAAUAAUUUGCAAACCGGAAAUAUUUUGAUUUGAGAUCGACUUUGAUACGUUUGUUCACGUACAUCGUAUCUUUUUGCAAUUUCAACUUAAUAUCAAUUUAAUAAAUACAUUUUUAUAUCUUUUUACAAAGAGAUAAUGAAAAUAAUUUAAAAAAUAAUUAAACAUCUGUCAUCAAUGGUUAUUAUUCGAUUUCCUAACAUUUUUACUUGGUUGCAACAAUAAUGACAAAUAAUUGCCUUGGGAAGAUACUGCAAUACAACUGCUUAGAAUUCUUUAUCUACAUCUAUAGAUCUAUACAUAUAUCGGGUAUAAUUAUAACUAUUAUUAUGUAUGGUAUGCAAAUAAAAAUCGUAAAUAUCUUGCUUAUACGUAAUACAAUAUUUAUUAAGAAUGGUCCUUUCAUCGUUCCGAUUGUGUUUGACUUUCGUUUAAUUCCAUAGCAGAUAUGUUUAUAUGUUUGCUAUUUUCCUUGUUUCUUCCAUCCAUCUUCCUGGUUGUAUUGGCAAUGUAUUACAUUAGUUUUAUUACUAAUUGCAUACUUGUAUUUCAAAUGUACAAGCUAUAGUAAUAAAAAAAUGAAAGUAUUAUUU